Aspergillus sclerotioniger CBS 115572 is the source of this 1476-nucleotide messenger RNA. RefSeq lists its product as uncharacterized. NCBI's taxonomy places the organism in Eukaryota, Fungi, Ascomycota, Eurotiomycetes, Eurotiales, Aspergillaceae. The record is from RefSeq and is a predicted model, not a curated record. The transcript has a single exon. The coding region runs from base 483 to 1256 and encodes 257 amino acids.
CUGCUCCUCCCCCAGUCCGAACUCUGACGCGACUGAGGGUGCCUCGCGAUGCCUACUCCGGUUGCCAAAGGUAUGCUUGCUCUAGAUGGUCUUUUCAUUGUUUCCUACUACUUUGACAGACUGCUUUUGCUGCGUUACCCGGGCGGUGUGCUUAUCAGUAAUUGAAUGAAUGGAUGAUCUAUGAGCUGCUCGAGCCCGGCUCGAUCGGCAUCGUCUGUGCUGUGAUUUCAGUGUAGCUUUUUCUUUUCUGAUGUGAAAGAGCGAUCCUACUCGAGUGCUUUCAGCGCAGAAGGGGUGGUACUGACAUCUCAGGGAUUAUAAUCACCGUGUCGGCGCUUGUCGCUGCAGGUAUCGCGGUUUACGAAUCGCCUCAGUUCCGACAAUGGGUGAACAACUCGCGGCGAAAGCUCGCACUGGCGCUACAUAAUCUUGGCGAUGAGAUUCAUCCACGAGACGCAGCCGUUCACAGACAGGACAUCUCGAUGACGGAGGAUAUGGGCGCUGCGGCUGAGGAGCGACGGCGGCUAGCGGUAGAAGAGCUUCAACGGCGGCGCAGCUUGCUCGAAGCACGUCGCAAGGCUCGAGGAUGUACACCGGCCAGCAGCUUCGAUGCGUUGGUGGACGAAAGUGGUCACCUUCUGGACAGUCCGGAGCCACAUGUAAAUGAUUCCAUGGCAAACUCGACUGCGGUGGAGGUGACGACGUCGCAGCCGGUCCAACGCGGCAAGCAGACUGGGAGCUCGACUCCCCUGGUUGAAACUGAUGGCCUGAACAACAUCGGAAAUCGCCUGCAGAUUGCCAUCCCGCUGUCUGGCUCCCAUACUCCAUCGCUGGUUGAGUUCACACCUACUUCGGAAGCUCCGGACAAGCUUGCGACCUCGUUGCUUUCCCAGGCCGAAGAGGGCGAGCGUUCCGUAGAAUGGGGCGGCUAUCAUCGGCCCGACUCAGCUGCUUCGAGCCAUACAGAAGAUUAUUCUCAGGUAAUUUAUGCCCAUCCAGAAGAUCAUGCAGUCAACGACACCGGCCGGGACUUGAGAUCUCCAUUUUCGGACCUGUCGGACCUGCAUUCCGAGCGCCAUCCCGGCCAGCGCCCGUCUACGCCGUCUACAACUGGUAGCUUCAGUCAGAUCUAUGAAUCCGCGGUUGAUGGAUCGGAGGGCACUUUGAGUGACUUUGAGCGGUCCGGUGCAGCUACCCCGGCUAGCUGGUCCGAGGUUGGGAGUGUUAUUAGCAAUGAGGAGCCCCAUCAUAUGUAGGCACGAUGCUGGAUUUAAUUUGAAGGACUUUUUGAAGGAAGACAGAAAGGACGGCGAUCAUGGGAAGGCGAUCGGUGUUAUUUGCUUGGAUUUAAUUUGCUUACUUAGGGCGGGAUGUCGUGCCCGUCAAGGUUGAAGACUGUAUAUAUAUUGCUAGUUAGAAAUACGGAGGUCCCAUUCUGCAGAUCCCGCAUAUUUUAUCGUGUCGGAGGGCAUUCGC